AGUGGCAAAUAUUUUACUCUUUUCUAUUUACAAAACUUUACUGUUUGCUCCAUUUUGCUUUAGUAGCCAAAUAAUGCAAGUGCUUCUCUCUCACUCCUCUCUUCACUUUUAGCAGCUCAGAACCACCGCCGCAGCCACCCUUCCUCCGCCGCGCGCUCAACCACCCCCAUCCAACAACACUUUUUCUUCUGGUUUAGACUUGAAGAUCAGUAUUCUGAAAAUCCCCAAUUUUUAUAAAUUGGAAGUCAGAGCACUCCAAAAUGUCUGAUGCUAAAGAAGUAGACUUCUCACUGAAAGUGAUGAUAGAUAAAGAGAAAACUAAGGUACUCUUUGCAGAAGUUGAUAGCCAUUUUGCAGACAUUUUGUUAAGCUUCUUGACAUUGCCGCUGGGAAGAAUUAUGAGAAUCCUCGAGAAGCACUAUGGAGACGAAGCACCUACCAUUGGAAGCUUAAACACUUUGUACCAUAGCUUAGCCAAUCUUGAUGAUGCCCAUUUCUGGACAGAUGGUGCUAAGCAGACUUUCCUCAAUCCAGCAAGUUCGUUCGAAGCAGAAUAUGAAAGGCUUAAACUCGACAUUGCAGAUUAUCAGCCUGCUCGAUAUUUUGUUUGUACAUAUUGUGGUCAUAGAUUUCGUAGUGUAAGCAUGUACUACGAUAGUAUCCAAAGUUGCAAAAAAUGCGGUCAUAAUUCGAUGCAUGAAGCAGUAGCUAAAAAAGGGCCUCAAGCUGCUUCUAGAGAUGGAGUUUUCACCAUACAUACGAAAUCUUUCAUAAUCUCUGAUGAUCUGCAGAUACUGCCAAAUGAGACAGGAAUCUUAGGAAUCUUUAGAAUUCUUGGCAUUUCAGACAUGGAUAAGGCCGAGCCAAUCAAUGUGACUUUUGGAUUCAGUGAGAUUAUGAGUUUGUUGAAGGGAUGCUUUAUCUCCCAAACUCCAUUCUCGGACCUCAUAUUGAAUAAAACAAGACAAGCGAACUCUGUAACUGUGGAACCUGAAGCCGAGACCUCAUCACUAAACCAGAUUGAGAAUGAACAUAAUCCCGACUCCAAAAAGAUGAUUUUGAAAGUGAUUAUACAAAAAUCUACGGGUAAGUUAUUGUAUGCACAAGCUAAGGAAGAUUUUGUAGAUUUUCUAUGCAGUUUCCUCUUCAUCCCACUAGGAGGAGUUGAGCAUCUUCUAGGCGGUAAGACACCUAUCAAGGCUAUAAACAACUUGUAUCAGAGCACAAGUGACCUUGUAAACGACGAGUAUUUCAAGACCCCAGAUAUGAAAAAUAGGCUGAUCAAACCCAAUUUGAUUCAUGGUUGUACUUCCAAAAACAACAUUCUUCCCCUUGCAGAAGAAUGCUUGCCUGUUGGGUAUGUCUCACGGUUUUCUUGUGUUAAUUUUCCCAAAGGCCAAGGGAGUUAUCUUGAAGGGCCACGAACUUAUAAGGUAACAGAUGAUUUAACUGUGGCACCCUUUUGUAUUGUCUCUAUCGUUUCCGGUCUCAAUAAGCAGAAAAUCCCAAUAUCUGAUGUCAAAGAAGAGGAGCUGCAAAUCGGGCUGAAAGAGGGUUUGGGCAUACUGAAAGCGUCUCUUACAUCCACUACCGCUCUCACUGAUGCUCUGCUCGAUCAAACUUCGAUCAAACAACUGAAGCAAGAACUCUUAGUUUGAUCACAAGAUUUCAAUCAUUUUACUGCCUAGUCUUGAGCAAAAAAUGGAGAGCAAAUGGUUGCAGCUACAUUUACACAUUACAAACUAAAACAAGAUACAAUCAAAUAAAA
Messenger RNA from Salvia miltiorrhiza (redroot sage), 1768 nucleotides. RefSeq lists its product as uncharacterized. Lineage: Eukaryota; Viridiplantae; Streptophyta; Magnoliopsida; Lamiales; Lamiaceae. The record is from RefSeq and is a predicted model, not a curated record. The transcript is spliced from 5 exons. Bases 261 to 1658 code for a protein of 465 amino acids.